Messenger RNA from Penaeus monodon (black tiger shrimp), 6181 nucleotides. RefSeq names its product probable phospholipid-transporting ATPase IM (gene ATP8B). The coding region runs from base 645 to 4676 and encodes 1343 amino acids. Gene Ontology annotation, cellular component: plasma membrane. The transcript has 27 exons. The record is from RefSeq and is a predicted model, not a curated record. Gene Ontology annotation, biological process: phospholipid translocation; Golgi organization. Gene Ontology annotation, molecular function: ATP binding; ATPase-coupled intramembrane lipid carrier activity; ATP hydrolysis activity. NCBI's taxonomy places the organism in Eukaryota, Metazoa, Arthropoda, Malacostraca, Decapoda, Penaeidae.
UAUCGUCUACAUCUGCAAGACAGUGUGUGUAAAUAUUAGCCUUGUCUUCCACUUGCUAGGGUUUUCCUCGCUGCGUCCGCCCGUGUGUAAGCCAUCAUGCCAUGGUGGACAAUGAUAACGAAGACUCAAUGGCGCCACAAUCGGUCUGACGCGUAAGGAGCCAGUGUCUUUCCUGACUAAUCUUCGAGUGCAAUAAGUGUGAAGCAGGAGAGUGCGUCGCAGGAGGCCUGUGUGGUGCGGCGUGAGAGUGUGAGGCGUAGAACCUUGUUCCUCACACUCGGCUCUCACUUGCUUCUCCCCCGGCGCCUGCCGGAGGCACGUGACCUGCCCUUAAAACGGCUAAAUGUCAGUGUAAGACAUUUACUGCUCGAGCUCAGUCUGGCCGCCGAUUAGUGGCAGGAGAAUAUGUAUAUAUGUCGCCGCCGCGACCUUGAUUUCGCCGCGGAAAAGGUGUCUCUUGUCAAGUGAGUGGAACGUGUUCUAACGAAUUACCAGGAACCGUGUCCUGCGACCACCCUCCUCUUGAGCACGGCGGUGGAGGAAGCCCAUCAGCGCGAGGCAUGCCUCCCCUGAAGGCGGCAGUGUGAGGACUUGCGCCCCUGCCCCCUCAGUCAGUGAGCGACGGCGAGGAAUUAGGCGCAUCUAUGAGUGAGUGGUGGAGGUCGUGGCUGCCAGGUGACCCUAGCGUCCUGCAAUGCCCCACCGCCCUCCUCCUCACUGGGGGCGUUGUGCUCUUCUGCAUCGCCGCCUACGUGAUGACAAGGCCCUACUUGUACUCUCACCUCUUCUACGACAACACAGAAACUGAGCGGCGCAUCAAACCAAACAAUCCAGAGUUCAACGCGCAGUUUAAUUAUGCCAAAAACUACAUCAAGACCUCCAAGUACACGCUGCUGAACUUCAUCCCGUACAACCUGUUCGAGCAGUUCCAGCGGCUGGCCAACUUCUACUUCCUGUGCCUGCUGGUGCUGCAGCUGAUCCCCGUCAUCUCGUCGCUCACGCCCGUCACCACCGCCGUCCCCCUCAUCGGCGUGCUCAUGGUCACGGGCAUCAAGGACGCAUACGAUGACUUCCAACGCCACCGCAGUGAUAACCAAGUGAACAGGAGAAAGUCCUACGUGUUGAGGAAUGGCCAAUUGGCAGAAGAGAUGUGGAGUAAGGUGGAAGUGGGCGAUGUGAUCCGGAUGGAGAAUAAUCAGUUUGUGGCAGCCGAUGUCUUGCUGCUGUCCACGUCUGAACCCAACGGCCUUUGCUAUAUUGAAACAUCGGAGUUGGACGGGGAGACCAACCUGAAGUCCAAGCAGUGUCUGCCGGAGACGGAGGACUUCGGGCAAGAUGUUGGCCGCAUCGGGUCAUUUCAGGGUGAAAUUCGAUGCGAACCCCCGAACAACCAGCUUAAUAAGUUCGAUGGAACCUUGUACUGGGAUAACCAAGCGCAUUCUUUGGACAACGACAAGAUUCUGCUGCGUGGUUGCAUCCUCCGGAACACUCAGUGGUGCUACGGCGUGGUCAUCUUCGCCGGCAAGGACACCAAACUCAUGAUGAAUUCUGGGAAGACAAAGUUCAAACGCACAAGUAUUGAUAGAUUGUUAAACUUCAUUAUUUUAGGGAUUGUAUUUUUUCUGCUUUCUAUGUGCCUAUUUUGCACUGUAGCCUGUGGAAUAUGGGAGACAUUGACAGGUCAGCACUUCAGAAUUUACCUGCCAUGGGAUAGUCUUGUACCGCCAGAGCCAGCUGGUGGUGCUGCUGUGAUAGCCCUCCUGGUCUUUUUCUCAUAUGCAAUUGUCCUGAACACCGUUGUGCCUAUUUCUCUAUAUGUUAGUGUGGAAGUAAUUCGAUUAUGUCAGAGCUUCCUCAUCAAUUGGGAUGUUGCCCUUUGUUAUGCUCCUACUGGGGUGCAUGCAAAAGCACGCACAACCACCCUGAAUGAGGAGCUUGGCCAGAUUGAAUAUAUUUUCUCAGACAAGACUGGAACUUUAACACAGAAUAUUAUGACAUUCAACAAAUGCUCUAUAGCAGGAAGAUCAUUUGGAGAUAUAAUAGAUCCAAGAACAGGUGAAAGUUUGGAAAUUAAUGAGUCAGGAACUUGGGUCAGAAAGAAAACGAAGAAGUCAUCAAGCAAGAGAAAUGCCAACCUGAGAACAUCACCUGAAGCCACAGUGGACCUCAUUGGUCCCUUAGAUGAGACAGAGGUCAACCUGCUGAGCGACGAAGAGUACCGACAGGUAGAUGCUUGGGCUCGGCAAAGUCCAUCGACCCCUGAGUUCUGUCGAAGUGAUUUUAAUGGCACGGGACAGCUGGGCCAAUUCCCUGGCAGCCUUGGCAGGGAGAUGGAGCAGAGCUGUUCAAUUGAUUUACUUGAUCUCUCUUCUUCAGAUUCCGAAUCAAGCCAACAAAAGCCAUACACAAGAUCAGUGGAUUUGUCACACAACCCAUACCAUGAGUCAAGCUUCAAGUUUUAUGACCAUGCACUGACAGAUGCUCUAGAUGCUAAUGAUCCCAGCUGUGAGCUCUUCUUUCGACUCCUUGCACUUUGUCACACUGUGAUGUCAGAGGAUAACAAUGGAAAAUUGGAAUACCAAGCACAGUCACCAGAUGAGGCAGCGUUGGUCUCAGCUGCUCGCAACUUUGGUUUUGUUUUCCUUUCACGCACGCCAAAUAGUAUUACCAUAUCAGCAAAAGGAACUGAAGAAGUAUAUGAGCUGCUUUGUAUCCUUGACUUUAAUAAUGUCAGGAAAAGAAUGUCGGUAAUUCUCAAGAGAGAUGGUAAAAUACGUCUAUAUUGUAAAGGUGCUGACUCCAUCAUAUAUGAAAGACUAAAAGAUGGACAAGAAAGUUUGAAAUAUCACACUCAGGAGCAUCUAAAUAAAUUUGCAGGGGAAGGUUUGCGAACACUAUGCCUUGCGUACAAGGAUUUAGAUGGAGAAUAUUUUCAAGAUUGGAAAGCUCGGCAUCAUGAAGCUGCCAUUUCUCUGGACAGGCGAGAGGAGAAAUUGGAUGCUAUUUAUGAAGAGAUUGAAAAGGAUCUUAUUCUCUUGGGAGCUACAGCUAUUGAGGACAAACUGCAGGAUGGGGUGCCUCAAACCAUAGCCAAUCUUGCAGUUGCUGGCAUUAAGAUCUGGGUGCUUACAGGUGACAAACAGGAAACGGCAAUUAAUAUUGGUUAUUCCUGCCAGUUGUUGACAGAUGAUAUGCUUGAUAUCUUCAUCAUUGAUGCCCACACUGCCUCCGAAGUUGAAGAUCAGCUCAAGAAAUAUCGUGAAGAGAUUCGCAAUGUUAAUGCCACAAGUCAACCUCAGACAAAUCUAUCAGUUGUCACAUUCAGCGAUGAAGGCGUCGGGCAGGAUACUCUGAGUGAUGCUGGUGAGCCAAAUGGAGGCUUUGCUCUGGUUAUUAAUGGACACUCCUUGGUUUGGGCUCUCAGUCCCAAGUUUGAGCAGCUCUUCCUGGAAGUUGCCAGUCAGUGUAAAUCCGUUAUUUGCUGUAGAGUGACACCCUUGCAAAAAGCCUUGGUUGUUGAUUUGGUGAAACGCUACAAGAAAGCAGUGACUCUGGCAGUGGGUGAUGGAGCCAAUGACGUGUCAAUGAUUAAAACUGCUCACAUUGGAGUAGGCAUAUCUGGCCAGGAGGGCUUGCAAGCAGUCUUGGCAUCGGAUUAUUCAGUGGCGCAGUUCCGUUUUCUUGAGAGACUGUUGCUGGUGCAUGGCCGUUGGUCCUACUACCGGAUGUGCAAGUUCCUUAGAUACUUCUUCUACAAAAACUUUGCUUUCACUUUGUGCCACUUUUGGUUUGCCUUCUUUGUGGCAUUCUCAGCACAGACACUGUUUGAUCCCAUGUUUAUAUCAGUCUAUAAUCUGUUCUACACAUCGAUGCCUGUGUUGGCUCUCGGCAUCUUUGAACAAGAUGUCAAUGCAGUGAAUAGUAUCAAGUUUCCUCGUCUCUACGGCCCUGGCCUCAGCAAUGCUCUGUUUAAUAAACGAGAAUUCUUCAGAUCUGCCCUUCAUGGAUUUCUAACCUCUUGUGUCCUGUUCUUCAUACCUUUUGGUGCAUACUACAAUGGCAUGGAUCAGGAUGGCCGUAGCAUGGCUGAUCAACAGACAUUUGGCAGUGUUGUAGCAACAAUUCUUGUCAUUGUAGUCACUGUACAAAUUUGUUUGGAUACAUCAUAUUGGACCAUGUUCAACCACAUCACCAUAUGGGGAUCUCUCAUCUUUUACUUUCUGCUGCAAUACUUCUACAACUUUGUCAUCGGUGGUGAAUAUGUUGGAGCUCUAGCAAAGGCCAUGGGUGAGCCAAUGUUCUACUUUACCUCGCUCCUAACUAUUGUGGUGCUGAUGCUGCCUGUGAUGGCGUGGCGCUUCUACUGGGUGGAUGUCCACCCCACUCUUUCCGACAAGGUGAGGUUUAAACAGCGCCAUGAUGCAAAGAUGGCAAGCAAGAGAUCUGACCAUGACAUGCUUCGCACUCCAUCGGCAAGAAGAUCACGGCGAUCCAUCCGCUCGGGUUAUGCAUUUGCCCACCAGGAAGGGUUUGGCCGCCUCAUCACAAGUGGGAAAAUCAUGCGGCCGAGACAUCCAAAGCCUGGCGCCAUGUCCAAUGGCCGAGCCUCAAAUCUUCGUCCAGAUGCCAACAGAGUUUCAAUGGUGGCACCAGCACCCUCUACGGUGGAGGUGUAAUGAUCACCUUUUGUACUUAUCAGUUGUGAAUGUGUGUGUGUGCGCCUGUAUAUAUAAUAUAUUGUGGUGAUGAAAUAAUGUUUGGGGAUAUUUAUUUGAAUCUGCCACUGGUGCCAAUAGUUUGAUUUAGGAAACUAGAAAACACUUAGUAAAUACAAUUCUUUUAUUAAUACAGUAUUUGAAAGUUAUUUUCUUAAUAGCUUAUGUGAACCUAGGUGAUAAAGGCAGAGCCUUAAUAUUCUUGUAAAUGGAGAAACGUCUGUGUGAGAGGAAAUAUCAAAGAAAAAUGAAAUUCAGAAAAGUGAACUUCAGAUGAAGACAAUAGUGAUACAGUUAAGAAAAGAAAGAGAAAAGUGUUUGAAGACUUAUGCAUAGAAUGCCAAGCUUUAUUUUUUUUUUUUUUUAUCCCAAAAUGGAAAGCUAAGAUUGCCUUGACUUGUACUUAGGCCACGAUGGAGGUGCCACUAGGUGCUCCCUUCUCAUAAGUGUACUUAUGCUAGAUUUCUCAGGUUUUCUUUCUUUUAUAUGAUUUUUUCUUUUUUUCUCCCCUUCUCUUUCUUUAUUAUUAAUGUUGAAGUUAUUAUUUAUUUUCUUUAGAUUUUUUUUUCUCAAUCAACUAAUUGUUUUUCUCAUGCAUAUGUCCAUCUUUGUGGUGGAAGUGUUGGGCAAGGAACAAUGUGUGGUGGCUUUUGUGGGUUGUUCUUGUUCCUUUUGUGAUUUUUUUUUUUUUUUUUUUUUUUUUUUUGCUUUCUAACUUUUUCAUGAAAGAUGUACAUUUGUAGGUAUUCGUUAAGGUAAUGGAAUUCCAUAUGUGCUGAUUGAUAUACAUUCACAUGUAAUCUGAUGAUGUACAUGUUAAAACAUAUAAUACAUCCAUACAGUUUACAUUUUUUAUACACAAAUUCCAACUUAAAAUUUCUUACAGAAAAAGAAUACACAUUUACAUUUUCCAGCUAGUCAUUGUUCUUUCAUUUCACAAACCACUAUGCAAUAAUUGUACAUUAAAGCUACCAGUGGAAUAGCGGCGACACUAUGCAUAAGCUCAUUUUCACAAAUUCAACCCUAUCCAAGACUCCCCUUUCUUUCAGUAUAUCUAGGGAUUGUUUUGCAACUGUGGAGAAUCUUACAAACUUAGUUUAGUUUUUGAGAGAGAUAAAAGUCUGUUAUAGCCUUCUUUUGGCUCCCAUUGGUCCUUCUUACUUUUGUCACAAAUACUGACUUCUCUGAUUUUUGUGCAUGGAUUUCGUUUCUUGCACCUUCUGCUGUAUUUGUUUGAGCUGUAACAUUUUUGCACUCCCUCUUGUGCAUGUACUCAUACUUGCAUUUAUAUUCACUCACAAUCACGUUUACAUUCCAGCUCACAUUCACAUUAACACUCAUACUUUAACAGAAACACACACACACACACACACACACACACACACACACACACACACACACACACACACACACACACUCACUCACUCACUCACUCACUCACUCACUCACUCACUCACUCACUCACU